Molecule: messenger RNA, 2828 nt
Organism: Dromaius novaehollandiae (emu)
Lineage: Eukaryota; Metazoa; Chordata; Aves; Casuariiformes; Dromaiidae
Gene: FDXR
Product: ferredoxin reductase
Exons: 13
Coding region: 882-2330 (482 amino acids)
Biological process (GO): ubiquinone biosynthetic process
Cellular component (GO): mitochondrion
Source: RefSeq, a predicted model, not a curated record
ACGAGGGCUCUGGGCGUCGCCGGCAGCGCGGCUCUGGGAGCUGUGGAUCAAGGCUUCGGUACAGUGCGAGGGAGGGCCAAGCUGCGGAGCACGGGAUCAGUACGAGGGGCUGGUGUGGCCUGGGGAGCAAGGGGCGCUUUCGAGGCUGGGGGGGCUUGUAGUGCCCACAUGUGGGCUGCCGGCGUCACCGGGGACCCGGAGGUGCUGCCAUAGCCCUGCCUUUGCCCUGGGGCCUGCAGGGAACUGGGAGAUCGGAGCAGGCUCAGCACCAGCAACCGCCACCGGCCCUGGGACUCAGAAAGGGACCGUGUGGGAGUCCCGGCCUGACGCAAAUAACAGGGCUUUUUGCUAUUUCUGUGGAUUACGUGGAUUAGGAAGGUGCAGGUGGCAGGUUACUGCAGGGCGGCCAAAGGGUGGUAGCUUGAGGCAGUGCUGCUCAGAGUCGAGGUGGUUUGUUUGUGGCCUGAGGGACUCUCCCACCCACGUUCCUCCACGAGUUGAGGGGUGAAUCUGCCUCUUAGGUGAAAUGGCUGUGUCUCAGCCUGCCUGGAUCCAGCCGGAGGAGGCAGAGCCGGUGUUGGAACCUGGGAGAGCCUAGGAAACUGUCAGGGGCUUUGCCCUAGCCAUGUUCUGCUGGAAAAGCCUUGUUCUUGCCAAAAGAAGCAGAGCUGGGAGGUAUCUACUCCUACUAGCUGUAAAUGCCAAGGUCAUGGACUUGGCAGAGAGCUGGAGCUAUCAGCUUUGACCUCGAGGUGUUUUGCCUCAAAUAUAUUUUGAGGAAAAAAACUGCUGCAUUGAUGGGCUAGAGGCUGUGCCUAGCCUGAACCGGCAAACAGGCCGUCAUCUCCACCCCGAGCGGCUGCAGCGUGGCUGAGUGUGCGAUGGCCAGUGCGGGAAGACGUGCCAGUCUGGGUUUGAAGCGGUGGCUGUCAUCACAGGGCCUGGCUCCUCGUGUCUGCGUGGUAGGCAGCGGUCCUGCGGGGUUUUACACGGCUCAGCACAUCCUCAAGCACCAUGACCUGGCACGAGUGGAUAUCUAUGAGAAGCUGCCUGUUCCUUUUGGGCUCGUCCGUUUUGGCGUGGCACCAGACCACCCUGAAGUAAAGAAUGUAAUCAACACGUUCACGCACACGGCGCGCUCGGACCGCUGCGCCUACUACGGGAACAUCACGGUGGGCAGGGACGUCACGGUGGGAGAGCUGCAGCAGGCCUAUCAUGCCGUGGUGCUGAGUUACGGUGCUGAAGAUAACCGGGUCCUGGGGAUCCCAGGGGAAAAUCUCUCUGGGGUUUAUUCGGCCCGAGCGUUUGUGGGCUGGUACAACGGGCUGCCCGAGAACCGAGAUCUGAAGCCUGACCUGAGCUGUGAGACAGUGCUGGUUCUGGGCCAUGGCAAUGUGGCACUGGAUGUUGCCCGGAUUCUCCUGUCCCCACUGGAUCUCCUCAGGAAGACUGACAUCACUGACAGCUCCUUGGCAGCUCUUGCCUGCAGCAAGGUGAAGCGCGUGUGGCUCGUUGGGAGGAGGGGACCUCUCCAGGUUGCUUUCACCAUCAAGGAGCUGCGGGAGAUGAUAAACUUGCCUGGUGCCAGACCUGUCUUGGACCCUGCUGAUUUCACAGGCCUUGGAAAUGCUGUUAAAGAUGCCCCCAGGCCCAGGAAGCGGCUUACUGAGCUGAUGAUCAAAACAGCCUUGGAGAAGCCCGGGGAGAAGAUGGUGGCAGCACGGGUGGCGGCGGCACAGGCAGCGGCGGCCCGGGAAUGGGGCUUGAGGUUCCAGCGCAGCCCCCAGGAGGUGCUGCCCACUGCUGACGGGAGGCGGGCGAGGGGCGUCCGCAUGGCCCUGACCCGGCUGGAGGGCUCGGGUGACUCUGCCAAAGCCAUCCCCACUGGAGAGGUGGAGGAGCUUGAGUGUGGACUGGUCCUCAGCAGCAUCGGCUACCGGAGCCUGCCCCUGGACCCGGCUGUACCCUUCGAUCCUCAGCGCGGCGUCAUCCCCAACAGCUCGGGCAGGGUGGAGGGUGCUCCAGGUCUGUACUGCAGCGGGUGGGUGAAGAGAGGACCCACAGGAGUCAUCAUCACCACCAUGAACGACAGCUUUGACACUGCCCAGUCUGUGCUGGAGGACCUCCAGGCGGGCGUGCUGGACGUGUCUGUCUCCAGAGAAGGCUUCGGGGCCGUGGGGAGCAUCCUACGCAGCCGAGGUGUCCGUCCUGUUUCCUUCUCGGAGUGGGAGAAGAUAGAUGCUGCCGAAGUGGCAAGAGGAAAAGCUGCUGGCAAACCCCGGGAGAAGAUAGUUGAUCCCGAGGAGAUGCUGCAGCUGAUCGGUCACUAAAGCACCAGUGAUGGGAACGUGGCACCGAUCCACCCGGUACCCUCCUGGGGCAACGCAGCGGGUUACAGGCAUGGCCUGGGAGAGCAGGGCCGGCUGGAACUGAUGAUCGGUCCAGGGAAGGUGCGUGAUGUUUGAGGCUCUCUGGUAACAAGCUGCCAGGAUUCCCAAAGUGAGUGUGUAAAAACAUCUGAAGCUGCUGGCUGGCCCCACGUCCCUGCAGCCCGCGCCUGGAGGCAAUUCUUGUUGUCAUUCGAGUCCUUUGGGCAUUAGCUUGCUAGCUGGAGCAGGUGAAGGGAGAGUCACUUGUUGCAGGAGUCUUGGCCAGAGAUGUUCCCCGUGGCAAGCAGCAUAGCAAAACUUCCUUGUGUCUUGCUGCCUCCCCUUUAAGCCUCAAGCCAAGUGGCUUCCUUGCCUUGUUGUCUGUGCCUGGGUUCCAAGCAAACGUUUUUUUAAUAAUAAUUGUUUUUAAAUAAACCCUGCCAGGAAAGCCAAACUGGA